AUGCGACAAAGUUCUUAAACCUAAAGGAUUAGAUAUUAUAAAAAUAAUAUGUGAUAAAGAUGAUACUAUUUUUGAUAAUAUUCUACACUGUUUUGUGGGUAUCGCUGCAGUACAAAUCGGUCUCGUGGAUAUAUUGAAAGCCAUUGGAAUAGAAUGCGAUUUUAUGAUUGAAGCACUAAACAAACAUCAAGAAGAAGUUAUCCAUCAUUUAGAAGACGACACAGUCCAAACGUUCUACGAAAAAAUAUUCUCAGCGGUCGAUAAAAGUUUGAAAACAGCCCUAACACCAAAUACACACACAGAGAAGAAACGUAUUGGCAUAUCAGAACGAACGAGAAUAUCAAUAGAUCGUAGAAGAGACAAAAAACGAAAACUAAGACAAGAACCCUAUAUAAACUUAAAAUUAUACCCAAUAUGCCCUGCAGAGAUUGACAUCGCUUGUCAUAACAGCUCUGAAUCGUCAACUAUAUCAGGACCAGCUGACGACGUCGCCCAGUUUCUAAAAGAAAUGACAGCGAAGGGAAUAUUUUGUAAAGAGGUGUCGUGCAGUAAUAUUGCCUUCCAUUCUCGGUACAUUAGUGUAGCUGCUCCAACUCUAAGAAACUAUUUGAAUGAGGACAUCAAAGAACCAAAAUUGCGAAGCAGUAAAUGGCUAUCUACAUCAGUGCCAGAAAAUAGAUGGGAAGAGCCCAUUGCAAAAUUUUCAUCUCCUGAAUACUUCACCAACAAUUUACUGGGCAAAGGCCUCCUUACUCUUAUUAUCUCCCUAUCUUUCGCCACAAUAGACCAGUCUCUCUGGAAGGAGCACGACUCAUUCCGCCAUCUCCGUCUAGAUGUACCACGCUGUAUGAUAAUAUUACCUGAAAGCGCUAUACUAGUAUUGACGUGGCAAACGUUGGCUAUGUCGAUGGAUAUGAAUUUCGAGGAUCUUUCAGUAAUAUUUAAGGAUAUAAAUUUCAACACACAAGUAGAAUUAAAACCAGAAAACUUACUAAAUCUUAGCAUUUCUAUAACAAAGAAGAAAGGCAGAUUCGAGGUAGUUCAUAACAAUGAAAUAAUUGUCACUGGUUACAUAGUCGAAUAUGAAGAUGAUCCAAUGAGAAAGGUUAACCAUUCUAGCGCCAAUACAAUAAACGACGUAACUUUGUUUGCAGCAGAUAUUUACAAAUUCCUUAACCUUCGAGGUCACGUUUAUACAAACCAAUUUCAAUCUCUUCAUUCGUUAAACCUUAAAUGCAAUGAAGCAUACAUAAAAUGGGCUGGUGAUUGGAUCAUGUUCCUUGAUGGCUUAAUACAGAUCAACAUAUUUGCAAAUAAACACAAUGGUGUAUCUAGACCGAAACUUAUAGAGAGUUUGACUAUUGAUAUUAAUGAGCACGCCAAAGGACAUAACAAAACUAACAUUGAUGGCGCUAUUUGCUAUAAAGCAGACUAUUAUGAGAACUUUAAUAUUCUAAGAAGUGGCGGUGUUCAAGUUGUGAAUGUUAAUUUUGAAAAUCUUAUCCCUCAGCGGGUCGAAUCUGAUUUCUUAGGCUCGUUACAGUUUUGGCCACACUUUUCAGAAACUGAAGUCGAAUUAAAUACAGCUAUCACAAUAAACAUGCAAAUUAUUGCUGAUGCUACUUUGCAAAGGGACCUUAAAAUAACAGAGCUUAGAACAUCAAACAUAAAUAUCAUAUCAAAUGCUAUAAAGGACGUAUCAACUCAGCUCCCUAUAAAACUGAGAUUUAAUCAUAUCAAUAUUGAAAAUGGAAAACUAAAUCUUCUGAAGAAACAUGAUUUAUCUCAGUCAGAUUUAUUAGUAGUUUAUGACUUUGUAAUGGAUACCGAGACGAUGGCUGCAAUAUAUGAUCAUCUACCGAGAAAUGGAUUCAUUUUAUCGUUAGAAAACAGAAAAAAUAAAAAAUACAUCAUUCAAACUGAUUAUUUUAAUAUUUUAACCGUAUUUCCUACGAAUGACGAUUAUAAAUUAGUUUUAUUAAAUAAAGUUGAAAUUAAUCAUGUUGUAAACGACAAAGUAGUUGUAAAAGUUGAUGAUGAUAGCUACUCUUUUAUGAAUACAUUAAAAAAAGAGCUUAACAAUAAUAAGAGAAUUGUACUGCUUUACGAAAAACAAAACUACUUUGAUCUAAAGGGUUACUUGAGAGGGCUACGGGAAGAAUAUCGUAACAAAAUUAGUUUGUACAUGAUGCUAGAUGAAGGAUCGCCAGAUUUUAAUGUUGACAAUAAUUUCUACAGUAAACAGCUGCAAAAGAAUCUACCAUUUAACACACUGUAUAAUGGUGAAUGGGGAGGAUACUAUUACACAACGUUCAAUAACUACAAAGAUAUUCCCAAAAAUUCUAAACUUAAUCUAACAGAAUUUGGAAACAUAAAUAGUGUGCACUGGGAGGAGAUAGACAAUCUGAAUAAAUCUAAUAAUACUGUUGAGGUGCAAUAUGCAGGAUUAUCAUUAAAAGAUGUAGAAAAAGUAUUCUGGAGACCAGUUAAUAACAAAAAAAUAUCUUUUGGUAUGGACUAUAGCGGUUUUGAUGCUAGGGGUAAUCGGGUGAUGGGAAUCAUUGCCGAUGGUGCAAUUUCUAAGGAAAUUGAAUAUGAUUUAGAUUUACUUUGGCCCGUUCCAAAAACUUGGUCUUUAGAAGAAGCUGCGACAGUUCCUCUACCGUACGCCCUCGCCUAUUAUUCUCUGGCACUUAGAGGAACUUUGUAUGCAGAAACAACAGUUUUUGUUAAUGGUGGAGCUGGAGCACUUGGACAGGCAGUAAUAUCGAUAUGUCUAAGUUUAAAUUGUGUUAUAUUUACCACAGUUAGCGAUUCUGGCAAGAAAGCGCUUCUACUUAAACUUUAUCCUACAUUAAAAGGUACGUUUGUC
Messenger RNA from Brenthis ino (lesser marbled fritillary), 2872 nucleotides. NCBI's taxonomy places the organism in Eukaryota, Metazoa, Arthropoda, Insecta, Lepidoptera, Nymphalidae. The record is from the annotation of a GenBank genome assembly.